AAAAAACAAGACGGGAUUUGGGACGUCUCAUUCGCGCGGGGUCUCGAAUUGCAGCAUCUCGAAUCAGAGCAAACGCUGCUUGAGAGCAUGACUGAGCCAAAUUGCUAGAUUUCAACUGCCUAAUCUCGCUUGCUUUUACAUUGAGGAAAGCUCCAGUGGCUUCCCCAAGAGCACAAGAGGAAAAAGAAAAAGCAAAGGAAAAAAAAACCAGCAAACAUGUCGGCCCAACCACCAGCCCGCCCCGACCCGCCACCCGCCGCCGACAACGACGACCUGGCGACGGGCGACAUGUUCGCGGACCCGGCCGACUUCUACCCGCCAACCCCACCCCCACGCACCGAGACGCACACCCUCGCGUCCGGCAAAACCCUGACCCUCUACCUGGUCGGCCACAGCGUCAUGGACGCGCACCACCUGUGGAACGGCGGGCGCGUGCUGGCCGACCACCUCGAGGCGGACCCGUCCCUGGUGCGCGGCCGCUCCGUGCUCGAGGUCGGCGCCGGCGCCGGCAUCCCCAGCCUCGUGGCCGCCCACCUGGGCGCCCGCGGCGUCGUGGCGACCGACUACCCGGACCCGGACGUGCUGGUCGCCCUGCAGCGCAACGUCGACGGCUGCGCGCUGGUGCCGGACCCCAAGGCCGACCACGUCGUCGUCGACGGGUACGUGUGGGGCCACCCCGUCGAUAAGCUGCUGGAGAAGAUGCCGGGCGGCGGCGGCGGCGGCGGCGACGGUGCAGCAGUUGAGGGGGCCGCCGCCGGCGUGGACGUGCUGAUCAUGGCGGACCUGCUGUUCCGGCACACGGAGCACGAAAAUAUCGCAAAGACGCUGGAGCUGGCGCUGCGGCGGGCGCGGGACAGCAGGGCCUUCGUCUUCUUCACGAGCUAUCGCCCCUGGCUGCGGGAGCGGGACCUCAAGUUUUUUGACAUUGUGCGCGAGCGCGGCUUCGUGGUCGACAAGGUGCUGGAGAAGAAGAUGGACGAGGUCAUGUUCAAGGGCGACCCGGGCGACGAGGAGGUGCGCAAGACGUGCGACGGGUACGUGGUGCGCUGGCCGGAGGACAAGUGGCUUGACUGAAGGGCGAUAAUAAUAAAAAUACUUACGGUUUUUUUUGACGAGGAUACCCGGGAUUUUUGGAGAGCCUAUAGAGGGGGAUAUGCAUUAAAAGCAAGAAAAAGAUCAUGAUUUCAACAAUGCGUACAUAUUGGCGAUAUAUACACCAGGAGCCGCUCCAUAUGUGGCAACGUACAUCCCAAACUAGGCUACAUAUGCCAUCCAUCUACACACCCCUCACCCCCCUAGUUCGUCCUAAACAUGGCAAUCGUCUGC
Gaeumannomyces tritici R3-111a-1 is the source of this 1326-nucleotide messenger RNA. RefSeq lists its product as hypothetical. Gene Ontology annotation, biological process: peptidyl-lysine dimethylation. The transcript has a single exon. Lineage: Eukaryota; Fungi; Ascomycota; Sordariomycetes; Magnaporthales; Magnaporthaceae. Gene Ontology annotation, molecular function: protein-lysine N-methyltransferase activity. The record is from RefSeq and is a predicted model, not a curated record. The coding region runs from base 217 to 1074 and encodes 285 amino acids.